Messenger RNA from Poeciliopsis prolifica (blackstripe livebearer), 3833 nucleotides. Its product is annotated as cadherin-like protein 26. The transcript is spliced from 19 exons. Gene Ontology annotation, cellular component: adherens junction; catenin complex; plasma membrane. The record is from RefSeq and is a predicted model, not a curated record. Gene Ontology annotation, molecular function: calcium ion binding; cadherin binding. The coding region runs from base 158 to 2650 and encodes 830 amino acids. NCBI's taxonomy places the organism in Eukaryota, Metazoa, Chordata, Actinopteri, Cyprinodontiformes, Poeciliidae. Gene Ontology annotation, biological process: multicellular organism development; calcium-dependent cell-cell adhesion; cell-cell junction assembly.
UUGAAAAGGAGACACUCCACUUGAACAAACAGAUCUUUGUUCAUUCCACAGUCAGCCAAUCUGAUGCCUCUGGGCUUGGCCUCCACAGCACUAAGUCAACUUGCCUCUGCCACAACCACAGUGUUUACAGAAAAAACAAGGAUCAGACAGAAGCAGGAUGAGGAGCCUUUUUUUCCUUCUCAUGGUUGCAAUAGCAUCCUUGGGAGAGAGCAAGGAGGGCAGUGAGAGGCAUCAACGAGCCAAACGGGAAUCCUUGUCACGUUCCAAAAGAAGAUGGGUCCUGAAUACCAUAGAACUAGAAGAGGAAAUGGACGUGAAAUACCCAUACAAAAUUUCCACGAUGUACAAUGACAAGAAAGAAAAUGUUCAACAUGAGUUUCAAAUAACUGUAGAGGAUGGGCCCGAAGGACUGUUCACCAUUAAUAAAACAACUGGGGAAGUUUAUGUACAUAAGCGCCUCGACAGGGAAAAGAAGAAAUCCUAUCAUAUCACAUUUGAUGUCUGGGACAUAACACUAGGAAAAACAAUUGACAAAGAACUGUCUUUUGAUGUGGACUUAAUAGACAUAAAUGACAACGCACCGAGGUUCACUAAUAAGUUUGAGGAAAGUUACUAUGUGAAGGAAAAUACGAAAAAAGGAGAGUACCUGCCAGUGUCAGUGAACGUUAUAGACGACGAUGAACCAGGCACAAUUAACUCAACAGUCGUGGUCACUGUGGGUAAACAAAGCCCAGCUAAACCAAAGAUUGGAGUAAAGAAAAUUGAUGACAGACUACAUCGACUUGUAUCUGAAGGAUGCUUUGACUAUGAUGAAGCAAAACAGUAUUCAAUUGUUAUUAUUGCCUCUGAUCUUGGAAAGACACCUCUUUCCAGAAAUGUGACUGUCAUUCUCAAUAUAAAUGACACAAACAGUAAACCACCCAAGUUCAAGAAGAGAGAGUAUGAAGCUCAGGCUAACGAAACGCAAAUCUAUAAAGAAAUUUUAAGAGUUGGAGUAGAUGAUGAGGACACUCCCAACACUGACGGCUGGAGAGCCAAAUACUCCCUUAUCAGCGGCAAUGAAGAUGGAACAUACAAUAUUACCACUGACCCUAUAACAAACGAGGGGAUUAUUGGUGUUGCCAAGGGGAAGAAUUUUGACAUAACUACUUUGGUAAAACUGCAAAUCGAAGUUGAGAAUAUUGAACCUUUAAAAGUCUGUAAAGAUGGAAAAUUAAUUGAAGAUCUAAGCAACCUUCCACCAAAAGAUUCUGUCAGCAUCACAGUGAAAAUGCUUGACACUAAUGAUGCCCCAGUGUUUGAAAAAAGUAAAGAAAAUGUAUACCAGACAGAGGAAUCAAAGGAAGGACAGGUGCUGUAUACUCCUGUGGCUAAAGAUGUUGACUCCUCUAACAUCAGGUUUGAACUGUUAGAAGACCCUGCUGAAUGGGUGACUAUCGAUGAAAAGACAGGAAAAAUCACAACAAUCAAAAAGAUGGAUAGAGAGUCACCUUAUGUAGAUGAGAACAAUAUUUACAGAAUUGUUAUUGCUGCCAUUGAUGAUGGUUCACCUCCAGCCACAAGUACAUGCACAGUCAAUGUCCACCUCAGGGAUAUCAAUGACAACACUCCUACGCUGCUCAACAAUACUGUCAUUUUGUGUUCAAACGAAGCUAACAAGGUCAUGGUGCGUGCUAAAGAUGCUGAUGCUGAUCCUUUCAGUGGCCCCUUCAGUUUCUCCUUGGCAGAUGAUAAAACUGCGACAGAACGCUGGAAAAUAGAACCUGAAUAUGGUGUAGAAGUUAGCGUUAUAUUGCUGACAAAACUUCCCAAUGGUAACUACUCUGUGCCACUGGUGAUUCAGGACAAGCAGAAUAGACCUUCUGAGGAGAGUUUGUUUGUCGUGGUGUGUCACUGUGUCGAACCCGGUGUGUGCGCUGAACCGAAGCCUCUGUCAACUGGCAUUGGUAUUGCUGCCAUAGGACUAAUUAUUGCAUCACUGCUUGUUUUUCUGUUGUUGCUCCUUUUGUUGAAGCCCCUACGAAAAUCAUUUAUAAUCCCUGAAGUGAAUGAAGAAUACAAACAGACUUUGGUGAAGUACAAUGACGAAGGACUGGGCGAUGACUGCAAUGCUGGGGCCAACAUUUUUGCAUCAAAGACUACGCAGAGUGUGAUAGACGGCAUCAAGCUAGGCCACAUGGAGAACAUUGAGGCCUUCACAAGAAAUACUGACACAUUCCGCACAACAACCACCAAUAUGAGCUCAAACAUGAACACGUGGGACUUUCAGCAGCAGAGAGGCUUCUCCAGAGGCAUGAACGGGAGAUCGAAACGCUCAACAUGGAUAAGCAACAGGAGUGGCACAGUUAAGAGUAACCUCACCUUUAACCGUUCUUUAAGUACCUGGUCAGAUGAUCGUUUCAAUAGUCUACUAGACGAGAAUUCAAGUGUCACAAAUAGUGACCAAAAAAAUGGCUCAGAUGACCAGGUCAAGACUUAUCAUCAUGAAGGUAAAGGCGAUAGCUGUGUGUCACUGGAUGGGCUGUCAUUGGACUGGCAUGAGGAUGACUUAAGCUUUUUGAAUGAUCUCGGACCACAGUUCAAGACCUUGGAAAAGAUCAUUAUGCGGGAUAAGUCUGAAGUUCUUAAAGCAGAGACGUCUGAAAUUUGAAAGAAUGCUGGAACCAAACAUUCAUCCCAAUUAAAUCUCUCAUGCGCUCUAGCUUGGAGUUAAAAACUGAUGCAAGUUGACUUUUUCAUAGUUGCAUCAACAUAAUAGCUGAAUUUUGUACAUAAUGUACAUAUACAUACACAUCAUGCACCUUUAAAGUGAAGUACCACACACUUGCAUUUAAACACUACAAAGAGUUUGUGUGGUAAAGGAUCUGCUGUUUGAAGCAGGUCAUGCUCUGUCGAUUAUGAAAAGUUGCUUUUUGUCAGACUUUGGAUGUACUUUUUUGUGUCAUACUAUGUUAAAGCGAGCGAAAUUGGUUCAAUUUUGACAUCUAACAUAUGAAUACUUGUGGAUAUUGGGAUUUUUUAAAAUUAUUUUUGCUAUAUAUAAACUUUUUGUAAAGCGUCCUUUCUGAGGAUGAACAAAAAAACUGGGUAAAGUGAAUCAUUUUUUUGCUGUGCACUUGUUCAUGUAAAUGCUGAGGGCAUAGUGGGGAAAUAAUGCUAGACAUUUGGCAAAAUUUUAUUUACUGCUUUUUUUUGUGAUAUGAGCAACUUAUAAUUUUUGUUUUGGAUUCUACAUGUAUUGUGUUAUUAACAUUGUUUAACAUUACGAAGAAAUAUUCACAGCAAUAGAAUGUGAAUGUGUUAAGCUUAUUCUCCAGUUUCCAUCUGAACAAAAAGAACAUUGUAAUUGGAUUAUUAUGUGUUGUUGGCUCAUUAUGUUUGUUAAUAAUGGCAGGUUAUAGAUCUGGGUGUCUUUUAUCUGCCGACGCUGAGUCAUACGGUGCUUUCAGUUUGUACUCGAAAGUCAGGUUUUAAAAGGUCUUUCUUGGAAAUGCCAAAACAAUGUUUCUGAAAGUUUGACUUGAAACACCAACACCGUAAGAGGUUGUCAAGCCGCUGAGAGGUCAAUAUUCAAUGUGGCUGUCAUACAAAAGAAAAAGAAACAUAGUGAGAGUUUCCAAGUUAUUGGCACUUGUGACAGUACGUAUUAUUAACUUUUAUCACACACAGCACUGUACAACUUCUAUUUAUGAACAUCUGACUUUUAAGAAAAAUAAGCACUGGGCAGAAGGAGCUUAAAAACAUGCAACCUUCUUGUUGUGUGGUUGAGUAGACAAAAAAUAAUGAUGUUGUAACCUUUUUGUCAGUUCUCAAUAAACAACUUGUCAAACAUC